AUGAACGACAACCGUUUCUCAGAGACUCGAAGAGGGAAAUCUGACUUUAUUCAAGAACACGUUAACUCUCGGUUUUCCAAAACCGAAGAGAACAAACAUUGCGAAUUCGGUCUGGAUGAUCCUAAUAUCAUUGUGGGACGAUAUUUAAUAUAUGACUCAAGAACUAGACGUUGUUACGCUAGAAACAAUUCUUCGAUUGAAAUAAGCACGCCAAGGGAUGGAAAACACAUAUCAAAAAUGUUGAAUGCUAUAUUAGGUCGCGAAUCUCCAAAUUCAAUGAAAGAAGCUACCUGUCAUUCAUCAUUAUCCCGUCCUAUCCCACCUCCACCUCCACCUCCCAAUUCUCCACCAUUGUUGUCCUUGUCACCAUUUUUUCCAUCUUCACCAGAACUACCUUCGACUCCAAGAGGUCCACCGCAAGUUAUUCAGGCCACACCGGAUAAUACACCACAACAGAUUUUAAAUCUGCAGCAUCUGAAUACAUUAACGGAUAAUAAUAGUCCACCUUAUUCUCCAUUUCCAGAUUCACAUUUUGCCCAAUUUGAUGUACCAAGUCCACCGGUGUCCGCUCGUGGAUUUUCCCCAAUAUCUAAUCCUUAUUAUUCGGAUGACUCGGAAUCUUCUUACUCGAAUGCCUCGGUUCAUCACUCACCGACAACACCAUUACCAACAAUUGAGAUUAGUUCACCUUCCGCUCAACAUCAUUCCCAAAACUUAAGAAAUUUUAAUGAAAGUUACGAUUAUUUAAAUAAUGCACCCUCAAGAAACGUGCAUGAUUCUAAUCUAAUACAUCAUAAUGAAUUAUCUCCUUCUCCCAACAACUAUCAAAUUAAUUCAAUAUCAACUGGUCGGAGCACAAGAUUAAAAAUUGAUUCUUUAAAUUUUAAUGAAGACACGAUAGAUUAUUCAUCAUCUACGGUUUCAAAAGAGCCGGAUGCUUUUAAUAGAAAUUAA
This is a messenger RNA of Funneliformis geosporum, 954 nucleotides long. The record is from the annotation of a GenBank genome assembly. NCBI's taxonomy places the organism in Eukaryota, Fungi, Glomeromycota, Glomeromycetes, Glomerales, Glomeraceae.